Messenger RNA from Ricinus communis (castor bean), 1749 nucleotides. RefSeq names its product 7-deoxyloganetin glucosyltransferase. NCBI's taxonomy places the organism in Eukaryota, Viridiplantae, Streptophyta, Magnoliopsida, Malpighiales, Euphorbiaceae. The transcript is spliced from 2 exons. Bases 193 to 1617 code for a protein of 474 amino acids. Gene Ontology annotation, molecular function: UDP-glycosyltransferase activity. The record is from RefSeq and is a predicted model, not a curated record.
AUAAAAUAAUAGAUUAUGUUGAAAAACAAGGUAGAAUAAACAAUAAAUUGCUACAUAAUGAUAAUGAUAGAUUCAAUUAGCAUGCUUAAGCUUGGCCUAAAAUCUGGCAUUAUAUUGGAAACACACCAGAAACGGAGGGGAAGAAGAAGCUCUAUUCAUUUCCUAUUCACUUGUUGAAGAAAACUAAAGGAAAUGGAGUCUUUGAGAAAGCUUCAUGCCAUUUGCAUCCCUCUUCCAGCUCAAGGCCACAUAAACCCUAUGCUAAAACUUGCAAAACUACUUCAUUUCAGAGGUUUCUACAUAACCUUUGUCCACACAGAAUUCAACUACAAAUGCAUUCUCAAUUCCAGAGGUCCUGAUGCACUUAAGGGUUGUCAUGAUUUCCGUUUUGAAACAAUCUCCGAUGGCUUGCCGGAGGAUAACCCACGAGGCAUCGAUGAUUUAGCACGCUUGUGUGUAACCUUGCCGGAGACCGGCCGGAGUUCUUUCCGUGACCUUAUAGUUAAACUUAAUGGUUCUUCAGAUGUUCCUGACGUUUCUUGUAUUGUUUCUGAUGGUGUUAUGAGCUUCACUUUACAUGUUGCUGUUGAAUUUGGGAUUCCUGAAAUGAUUCUUUUUACUCCUAGUGCUUGUGGCAUUUUGGGUUAUCUUCAUUAUGAAGAGCUCAAGAGAAGAGGCUAUUUUCCACUUAAAGAUGAAAAUUGCUUGACUAAUGGAUAUCUUGAUACUAGAAUUGAUUGGAUACCUGCAAUGAAAGGAGUUCGAUUAAAAGAUCUACCAACCUUCAUUCGCUCAACAGAUCCUAAUGACUUAUUCUUCAACUACAACUCGCAAUCAAUGAGCAAUUCAAUGAAAGCUAAAGGGCUUAUCCUUAACACAUUUGAUGAACUUGAACAAGAGGUUUUAGAUGCCAUUAAAACAAAAUUCCCAGUGCUUUAUACAAUUGGUCCAUUGUCAAUGCUGCAUCAGCAUCUUUCUCUGGCAAAUUUGGAGUCUAUAGAAUCAAACUUAUGGCAGGAAGAUAUUGAAUGCUUAAACUGGUUAGACAAAAGAGAGCCAAAUUCUGUUGUGUAUGUGAAUUAUGGAAGCUUAAUAACAAUGACUAAAGAGCAACUAGAGGAGAUUGCUUGGGGACUUGCUAAUAGCAAAUAUUCAUUUUUGUGGGUAAUUAGGCCUAACAUUCUUGAUGAUGGAGAAAAGAUUAUAUCAAAUGAAUUCAUGAAUCAGAUAAAGGGUAGAGCUCUGCUAGUGAGUUGGUGCCCUCAAGAGAAAGUUCUUGCUCACAAUUCAAUUGGAGGGUUUCUGACACAUUGUGGAUGGAAUUCAACAAUUGAAAGUAUAAGUAAUGGAGUGCCACUAAUUUGUUGGCCUUUUUUUGCUGACCAGCAGACAAAUUGUCUAUAUUGUUGUAGCAAGUGGGGAAUAGGGAUGGAAAUUGAUAGCGAUGUUAAGAGAGGAGAAAUUGAACGCAUUGUCAAGGAAUUGAUGGAAGGAAAUAAAGGGAAGGAAAUGAAGGUCAAGGCAAUGGAAUGGAAAAGGAAAGCAGAAGUUGCUAUAAUGCCUGGUGGGUCUUCUUACACUAACUUUGAAAGGUUGGUCAAUGACCUUGUGACAUGAAUUUUCCAUGAUAUAUGUCUAAUUAACUUUGCGAAAUAAUUAAUGAGAGAUGUAAAGAAAAUGAACUUUAUGCUAUUACCAUCCAGAAAAAAAUGAAAUAAGAGGUUGACUGGCCAGGAUGUUAGCAUUGAA